CUGUCGGCGCUGUGCUUCGGGCUGUCGGCGCUCUACGCCCCGCUGCUGCUGCUGUACGCCCGCAAGUUCGCGCUGCUCUGGUCGCUCGGCUCGCUGUUCGCCAUCGCGGCCGCGGCGGUGCUGCGGGGCCCCAGCAGGCUGGCCGCCGGCCUGCACACCUCCCCCGGGGCCGCCGUCUACCUGUGCGCCCUCGGAGGGACUCUGUACGCGGCGUUGAGCCUCCACAGCACCGUGCUCACCGCGCUGGGAGCCGCCCUGCAGGUCGCCGUCAUCGUCGGCUGCCUGGUGUCGCUGCUGCCCGGAGGCAGCGCCGGGAUCCGCUUCAUGGGCGGCAUGGCGGCGUCCGCCAUCAAAAGGACCGUCACCGGGAAGACCAUGCCCAUCUGACCGGGCAGAGCGCGCCGGAGGCCGGGCACAGAGCCGCGGCGGGUCCGGAGGGCCCCGGAGGACACGGACCGCCCAGUGGGGGGCCGCACUCUGAUUAUCGAUGAUUGACUGAUGGACCCUGAACAUGCGGGCACACUCUGAUUAUUGAUUAUUGAUGAGUGAACCCUGAACGCUGCCCUGCAGGUCAGACUGUUGCUGCUGGUCACAGGACCAAAGAAAGUUUCACGUUUGAACUGUGAAACUUUUUCUCUUUAAAUCAGAAAAAAGGUUUUUUGAGUGAAGAAAAAUACCAGAAAGAAAUAAAGACUAAUGAUGGCUGCAGGUGUCACACACAUUUAGUGCUAAGACUGUGUACUGUGUACACACACUGAGUACUUGCAGUGUGUACUCGCUGUGUGUACUCACAGUGCGUACUCGCUGUGUGUACUCGCUGUGUGUACUCACAGUGCGUACUCGCUGUGUGUACUCGCUGUGUGUACUCACAGUGUGUGCUAACAGUGUGUACUCACAGUGCGUACUCGCUGUGUGUACUCAGGCGUAUUUUGCUGUGCGGACGGUAAACUCUGGGGUGUAUAUUUUCGGAGAGCAGCAGCAGAUUCAGUCUCACCUGUUACACAUAAUUCCAUUUUUUCAGAAAUGAUUUCAGUUAUAAUAAAACAUUUGUUCAAACUAAAA
This is a messenger RNA of Plectropomus leopardus (leopard coralgrouper), 1062 nucleotides long. It is a transcript of the gene sft2d3, whose product is annotated as SFT2 domain containing 3. The record is from RefSeq and is a predicted model, not a curated record. Lineage: Eukaryota; Metazoa; Chordata; Actinopteri; Perciformes; Serranidae. Gene Ontology annotation, cellular component: membrane. Gene Ontology annotation, biological process: vesicle-mediated transport.